GGAGCCAGUUCUUGGAGGAGACAGGGCACAGGACAUGGAUCACCGUGGGGCCCUUUUCUUCUGCCUGUGCCUCGUGACUUCUCACAGUGUGACUGUGGAGGCAUCCCAAGACCUCCUGCGCUGGAUGGAGGAAAUGGAGAUGGCCACCCAGAAGCGGAGCUUGACUCCUCCCCUUGCUGAGCUCAUGCGUGGCCUGGAGUGGAGGCUGCUGAAUGCCAGCUUCCCGGGCUACAACCUCACCUUGCAGACACACACCAUCCAGACCCUGGCUUUCAAGCUGGGCUGCGACUUCCCAGGCCUCUCGCUGAGCAGCACCACUCUGAAGCCAAUGUCCCAGGUGCGGGCUGGGCACGCCGUGCAGUUCCCCGCCGAGCUCACUCGGGACGCCUGCAGGACUGGCACCAAAGAGCUGUGACUUGUCUGCAUCUACCUCUUCACAGCCCACUUCUUUCAGAAGAAUACCAACUCACCUCUGCUCAAUAAUUAUGUCCUGGGAGCCCAGCUGGGUCAUGGGCACGUGAACAACCUCAGGGAGCCGGUCAACAUCAGCUUCUGGCACAACCAAAGCCUGGAAGGCUACAUGGCAACCUGUGUCUUCUGGAAGGAGGGAGCCAGCCAGCACCACUGGGGGGUCUGGAGCCCUGAGAGCUGUCGCACAGAGCAGCCCUCACCUUUCCAGGUGCUCUGCCGCUGCCACCACCUCAGCUACUUUGCUGUUCUCAUGCAACUGUCCCCAGCCCCAGUCCCCGCAGAGUUGCUGGCACCUCUAACAUACAUCUCCCUGGUGGGCUGCAGCAUCUCUAUCGUGGCCUCACUGCUCACUAUCCUGCGGCACUUCCAAGCGAGGAAGCAGAGCGACUCCUUGACAACCAUCCACAUGAACCAGCAUGCCUCUGCGCUGCUGCUGAACGUCACCUUCCUGCUGAGCCCGAGGCUGGCCGUGGCCUCCGUGCCUGGGUCAGCGUGCACAGUGCUGGCUGCCGUCCUGCACUUUGCGCUGCUCAGCUGCCUCACCUGGAUGGCCAUUGAAGGCUUCAAGCUCUACCUGCUCCUUGGGCGUGUCUACAACAACCACAUCCACCGAUACCUGCUCAAGCUCUGUGCAGCAGGCUGGGGGCUUCCAGCCCUCCUGGUGCUGUUCCUCCUUGUUGUCAAGAGCUCAGUGUAUGGACCCUACAUGAUCCCAGUCUCCGACAGCCAGGACGAUGGCGCGGGCUUCCAGAACAUGUCCAUGUGCUGGGUGCGGAGCCGCUGGGUGCACACUGCCUUGGUCAUGGGCUAUGGUGGCCUCAUGUCCCUCUUCAACUUGGUGGUGCUGGCCUGGGCGCUGCGGACCCUGAGCAGACUUCGGGCGCAGGAGAAGGCACUGCAUGCCCGGGCCUGCCGGGAUGCCGUCACCGUGCUGGGCCUCACCGUGCUGCUUGGUACCACCUGGGCCUUGGCCUUCUUCUCCUUUGGUGUCUUCCUGCUGCCCCAGCUCUUCCUCUUCACCAUCUUCAACUCAUUCUACGGUUUCUUCCUCUUCCUGUGGUUCUGCUCCCAGAGGUGCCACUCGGAGGCGGAGGUGGAGGCGGAGGUGGAGGCGUUCAGCACCUCCCAGACCAUGCUGUAGCCUGGACCUCCUGGCCCAGAGCCUCCAGCCUUUCUGUCGGCCUGCAGCCCGUGGCCCCAGCUUCUCCCAGAGAAGGUGGCAGGCCAGGUGCUGGCCACCAGAGGCCACUGCUCCCUCCAGGGAGGCUUUUACCCCUCCAUGGCUUUGCCAGGCCCAGAGGGCAGGUGCUGCUCCGUCUCCCCUGGCUUUCUGAACCAGAGUAGUUCCAGCCCCACUGCGGGGCAGCAAACUUUUCCCUGGUGCCUGGACCUGUCUGGCCAGGCCUGUGGGCAGUGCACUAGUCUGGGAGUCAGGAGGGCACAUUUUAAGCCAGGCUGUUU
Manis pentadactyla (Chinese pangolin) is the source of this 1932-nucleotide messenger RNA. RefSeq names its product adhesion G-protein coupled receptor G5-like. Gene Ontology annotation, cellular component: membrane. Gene Ontology annotation, molecular function: G protein-coupled receptor activity. Lineage: Eukaryota; Metazoa; Chordata; Mammalia; Pholidota; Manidae. The record is from RefSeq and is a predicted model, not a curated record. The transcript has 12 exons. Gene Ontology annotation, biological process: adenylate cyclase-activating G protein-coupled receptor signaling pathway; cell surface receptor signaling pathway.